ACUAAAAUAAGUCUUGGUCCACCUUUAUUUUUGAAUUUUCAUUUUCUGAAAAUCAAAAAAUAAAUUUAUAAUUCAAUAAAUAAAAAAUAAAUAGUAAAAAUAGUUUCUUCGUAGAAAAAGAAAACAAGUAUUUUCAUACGCCUAAUUUUCGGUGUGUCCUGCUUGUGACAAUGCGACCAACGUGGCGUUGUUCAGACUUAACAGAGCCUACCCUCUUCCUUUAUUUACGAAAACGACCAGGUUCAAUGUACUUAAUUCCACCUAGGCCACCCAAAAAAUCCCAACAGCCACUCUCGCCGACUCCAUUUUGCCACUCCCCCUUUUGCUAUAUAAACCACCAAAUGUCGGUCUCCGUUUCAUCGUCUGUCCACUCCUCUUCCUCUCCCUCUUCUUCUUACUCUCCCAACUCCCAAUCCCAACAAGCUAAUAUGGCCGGAGCGGAACUCGGCGGCGGCGUUAUUAAAGGCAGGAAGCGAACCACGUCGGACCUCGACGCCAAGCACGACGACCCGCCGAUGAUUCUGACAAAGAAAUCAGCCCCGCCCCCGCCUCUGUGGGAGGACCCGGCGGCGGCUCUGGCGAACGCCCGUCACGAAUUCGGCGAACACGGCGGCGUGAACAUGUCGAUCGAGGCCUCUGCUACCUUCACCGUCAUGGAGCCGGAGACCAUGCGCCGCAUGUUCUCCGGCGAGCUCGGCGCGGACCGCGACUUCUUCAUCUACAGCCGCCACUUCAACCCGACGGUCUUAAACCUCGGCCGCCUCAUGGCCGCCAUGGAGGGCACCGAGGCCGCCUACUGCACGGCCAGCGGCAUGUCGGCGAUCUCGUCGGUUCUCCUGCAGCUCUGCAGCGCCGGCGGCCACGUGGUGGCGUCGCAGGCGCUUUACGGCGGGACCCACGCGCUGCUGACCCACUUCCUGCCUCGGGCGUGCGGCAUAACGACGUCGUUCGUGAACGUGACGAACCUGGAAGCCGUGCGGGCGGCUAUCGUGGAGGGGAAGACGCAGGUGCUGUACUUCGAGACGAUGGCGAACCCGUCGCUGACGGUGGCCGACGUGCCUGAGCUGUGCAGGAUAGCGCACGAUAAGGGGGUGAAGGUGGUGGUGGAUAACACGUUUGCGCCGAUGGUGCUGUCGCCGGCGAGGCUGGGCGCCGACGUGGUGGUGCACAGCAUAUCCAAAUAUAUUAGCGGUGGGGCGGACAUUAUCGCAGGCGCUGUCUGUGGGCCUGCCAGCCUGGUGAACUCAAUGAUGGACUUGCAGCAGGGGGCCCUGAUGCUGUUGGGCCCAACAAUGAACGCCAAGGUGGCCUUCGAGCUCUCAGAGAGAAUCCCCCACCUCGGCCUGAGAAUGAAGGAGCACUGCCACCGGGCCCUGGUCUUCGCCCAAAGGAUGCAGAAACUGGGCCUGAAGGUCAUAUACCCGGGCCUGGAGGCCCACCCGCAGCACCAGAUCCUGAAGGCCAUAGCCAACAAGGAAUACGGGUUCGGUGGCAUACUGUGCGUGGACAUGGAGACGGAGGACCGGGCGAACCGGCUGAUGAACCAUCUCCAGAACUGCACCCAGUUCGGGUUCAUGGCGGUCAGCCUGGGCUACCACGAGACCCUGAUGUCCUGCUCCGGCAGCAGCACCAGCAGCGAACUGAACGCCGAAGAGCAGAGGUUGGCAGGAAUCUCGCCGGGGCUGGUGAGGAUGUCGAUCGGGUACACUGGGACGCUGGAGCAGAGGUGGAGCCAGUUCGAGAAGGCGCUCUCUAGGAUGCAGGAUUCGGGUUUGUUUAAUAAGAAAAACUGAAGUGAAAGUGGGUACUGGGUAGUGGGUGGGUUUUACGGCCCAAAUUGUCGUUUGGGUUCGGGUCGAUGGAUGAUCGGGUCGUGGGUCUUGUAUAAAAUGGUAAUGGAAUGGAUGUUCUUUUCUGGAAUGUUAUUUUAAUAAGGAAAUAUUCGAAGUUUUACAUCGCAA
Molecule: messenger RNA, 1961 nt
Organism: Malania oleifera
Lineage: Eukaryota; Viridiplantae; Streptophyta; Magnoliopsida; Santalales; Ximeniaceae
Product: methionine gamma-lyase
Exons: 2
Coding region: 171-1793 (540 amino acids)
Biological process (GO): transsulfuration
Cellular component (GO): cytoplasm
Molecular function (GO): pyridoxal phosphate binding; carbon-sulfur lyase activity
Source: RefSeq, a predicted model, not a curated record